This is a messenger RNA of Staurois parvus, 332 nucleotides long. NCBI's taxonomy places the organism in Eukaryota, Metazoa, Chordata, Amphibia, Anura, Ranidae. The record is from the annotation of a GenBank genome assembly.
CCCUCGGACAAAGCUUAUCACCGAUCCACGGAAAGAGCUGAAGAUGUCGGCCCGGUCAUGUGAUCAGCUGUGUCCAAUCACAGCUGAUCACAGAUCAUCAGAGCACUGAUGAUCAGUGUGCCCUGAUGAUCUGUGUAGCCCCAGCAGCGCCACCUGUCAGUGUCCAUCAGUGCCAGCUCUCAGUGCUCAUCCAUGGCACCUGCCAGUGGCCAUCAGUGCCACAUUUCAGUGCCGCCUAUCAGUGCCAAUCAGUGCCGCCUAACUGUGCAAGUCAGUGCCACCUAACAGUGCCAGUCAGUGCCGCCUAUCAGUGCCAUAUAUGAGUGCUGCCU